UUAAGCGCUUUUUUCUUUUCCUUCCUUUUCUUUUUAAUUUUUUUUUCUCUGUUUGCUUAUUUAUUUGUUUUAAUUUACCUCUCUCUCUGUCUUGCUUGAAGUCUCCUUUGCUAAAUUGAGCGAGUAAACGAUCUUAACUCUUUCUCUCUUUGUUAAUUUCGCGUUUCUUGGAUAUGAUUUUGGAUAUUCGCUUUCUCUUCAAGUAAAUGAUUGUUUUUGCUUUAGUUCAACGUUCUUUAGAAGCAUGAUUUGUUGUUGCUGAAGAGAAAGCCAGAGAGAGAAAAAGAGAGAUUUUUUUUUUUGUUUAUAGAAAAAGAAAAAAAAUGAAGAGGUCAAGAGAUGAUGUAUACGUCACCUCUUCUUCUCAAUCUCAACUUAAGAGGCCUAUGGUCUCUUCACGUGGUGAAACUUCGGGGCAACCACAGAUGAUGGGAGGAGGAGGAGGUGGUAGUGGUGGUGGUGGUGGUGGAGGAGGAGGAGCUAGUGGUGGUGGAGGAGGAGGAGCUAGUGGUGGUGGACAGAAACUAACAACAAAUGAUGCUUUGGCAUAUCUCAAAGCUGUGAAGGAUAUAUUUCAAGAUAAAAGGGAUAAAUAUGAUGACUUUCUUGAGGUCAUGAAGGAUUUCAAAGCUCAAAGAAUUGACACUGCAGGUGUCAUAGCCAGGGUAAAGGAUUUAUUUAAAGGGCAUCGUGACCUAAUUUUAGGUUUCAAUACCUUCUUGCCUAAGGGAUAUGAGAUCACCCUCCCUCUAGAGGAUGAACAACCUCCACAGAAAAAGCCUGUUGAAUUUGAAGAAGCAAUUAAUUUUGUGAACAAAAUUAAGACUAGGUUUCAAGGUGAUGAUCAUGUUUAUAAAUCAUUUUUAGACAUUUUGAACAUGUACAGAAAAGAAAAUAAAUCGAUUACAGAAGUCUACCAAGAGGUUGCUACACUUUUUCAAGACCACAAUGAUCUGCUCAUGGAGUUUACUCAUUUUCUACCUGAUUCUUCAGCUACAGCCUCUGCUCACUAUGCUCCAUCUGUUAGGAAUUCUAUUCAUCGUGAUCGGAGCUCUGCCAUGCCCACCAUGCGACAAAUGCAUAUAGACAAGAAAGAAAGGAUGACUGCUUCCCAUGCAGAUCGUGACUUCAGUGUUGACCGUCCUGAUCCAGACCACGAUAGAUCUCUAAUAAGAUCAGACAAAGAACAAAGAAGACGUGGUGAAAAAGAAAAGGAGAGAAGAGAAGAUAGAGUUAGGAGAGAACGGGAACGAGAAGAUAGAGAUUACGAGCAUGAUGGCAGUCGUGAGUUCAACAUGCAACGGUUUCCCCACAAACGAAAAUCUACUCGUAGGGUUGAAGAUUCGGCUGCUGAUCAUCAAGGUGGGGAUGGGGAUGAAAAUUUUGGAAUGCACCCUGUUUCAUCCACUUUUGAUGAUAAAAAUGCUGUGAAAAAUGCACUAAGUCAAGAACUGUCUUUCUGUGAGAAAGUGAAGGAAAAGCUGCGUAAUGCUGAUGAUUACCAAGGAUUUUUGAGGUGCCUUCAUCUAUAUACCAAGGAAAUUAUCACAAGAGCAGAGUUACAAUCCUUGGUAAAUGAUUUACUUGGAAAAUAUCAAGAUCUUAUGGAUGGCUUUGAUGAAUUUUUGGCUCGAUGUGAAAAGAAUGAAGGUCUACUAGCAGGUGUUGUGAGUAAAAAAUCCCUGUGGAAUGAAGGUAAUUUGCCUAGACCUGUGAAGCUGGAAGACAAGGAUAGAGAUCGGGAUCGCGGGAGGGAAGAUGGGAUCAAAGAUAGAGAACGCGAAACGCGUGAAAGGGAUAGACUUGACAAAAAUGUAGCCUUUGGUCCUAAAGAUACUGGGGGUCACAAGAUGUCCUUAUUUUCUAGCAAGGAUAAGUUUUUGGCAAAACCCAUUAAUGAACUUGACCUAUCUAACUGUGAGCGCUGCACUCCCAGCUAUCGACUUCUACCAAAGAAUUAUCCCAUACCUUCAGCAAGUCAGAGGACAGAACUUGGUGCUGAAGUACUAAAUGAUCAUUGGGUAUCUGUCACUUCAGGAAGUGAAGAUUAUUCUUUUAAACACAUGCGGAAAAACCAGUAUGAAGAAAGCCUGUUUCGAUGUGAAGAUGACAGGUUUGAGCUGGACAUGUUGUUGGAAUCUGUGAAGGUGACAACCAAGCGCGUCGAAGAACUGUUGGAAAAGAUCAACAAUAAUACAAUCAAAGCAGAUGGCCUAAUACGUAUUGAUGAGCACUUAACAGCUCUGAAUGUAAGGUGCAUUGAGCGUUUGUAUGGUGAUCAUGGGCUUGAUGUGAUGGACGUAUUAAGGAAGAACACUUCUCUUGCUUUGCCCGUUAUAUUAACUCGUUUGAAGCAGAAACAAGAAGAGUGGCAAAAGUGCCGUGCUGACUUUAACAAAGUUUGGGCUGAAAUUUAUGCUAAGAACUAUCACAAGUCCCUUGAUCAUCGUAGCUUCUAUUUCAAGCAGCAGGAUACUAAGAGCUUGAGCACAAAGGCCUUAUUGGCAGAAAUCAAAGAACUUAGUGAGAAGAAGCGGAAAGAAGAUGAUAUGCUUCUUGCUUUUGCUGCUGGAAACAGACGGCCUAUUAUACCAAAUUUGGAAUUUGAGUACCCAGAUCCUGACAUUCAUGAGGAUUUAUAUCAGCUCAUUAAAUACUCCUGUGGAGAAGUCUGUACAACUGAACAGUUGGACAAAGUCAUGAAGGUUUGGACAACUUUUUUGGAACCCAUGCUUGGUGUUCCUUCUCGGCCUCAGGGUGCAGAGGACACAGAAGAUGUUGUGAAGGCAAAGAAUCAUUCCUCCAAAAGUGGAGAUAGUGAAGGCAGCCCUAGUGGUGGUGCUACAAUUAUCAACAAGCAUCCAAAUCCUUCUAGGAACGGAGAUGAAAGCAUGCCACUUGAGCAAUCCAGUUCAUGCAGGAACUGGUUGCCAAAUGGAGAUAAUGGUUCUCCAGAUGUAGAACGAAUUGCUCGUAAGAGUGAUACAUCCUGCAGUACAAUUCAACAUGAUAAAUUGCAGAAUAAUCCUGCCUCAGCUGAUGAAACAUCAGUAGUUGGCAAACAAGCUACUUCCAGUGAACGAUUGGUCAAUUCAAACACAUCACUUGCCACUGGAGCAGAGCUAAGUAAUGGAAGAACUAAUGUAGAAUCAGGGCUUAACAAUACUCCUUCAAGACCAAGCAAUGGUGCCCUCAAUGGUGGGUUCGGAUUAGGUUCAAGCAAUGAAAAUUUACCUUCAGCAGAGGGUGGUGAUUUUUCAAGACCAAACAUAUCCACAAAUGGGCUGAUGAUAGAAGGCAUGAGGAGUCAGAGAUAUAAUGAUGAAUCUGCUGCACAAUUUAAAAUUGAGAGAGAAGAGGGUGAAUUGUCUCCAAAUGGAGAUUUUGAGGAAGAUAAUUUUGCAGCUUAUGGAGAAGCUGGUUCAGAGGCUGUGCAUAAGGCAAAGGAAAAUGCUGUAAACAGGCAAUACCAAACAAGACAUGGUGAAGAAGAAACAUGUGGGGAGGCAGGAGGAGAAAAUGAUGCUGAUGCUGAUGAUGAAGGCGAUGAAAGUGCUCACAGGUCAUCAGAGGACAGUGAGAAUGCCUCUGAGAAUGGUGAGGUUUCUGGAAGUGAGUCCGGUGAUGGUGAAGAUUGUUCUCGGGAAGAGCAUGAGGAAGCUGGAGAACAUGAUGAGCAUGAUAAUAAAGCUGAAAGUGAAGGUGAGGCCGAAGGGAUGGCUGAUGCCCACGAUGUUGAAGGAGAAGGAACGAUGUUGCCGUUUUCAGAACGAUUUCUUCUAAACGUGAAGCCUCUAGCAAAGCAUGUACCACCAGCAUUGCAUGACAAAGAUAAGGGUUCUCGGGUUUUCUAUGGAAAUGAUUCUUUCUAUGUGCUUUUUAGGCUUCAUCAAACGCUCUAUGAGAGAAUACAAUCAGCAAAAAUUAAUUCAUCAUCUGCUGAAAGGAAAUGGAGGGCGUCAAAUGAUACAAGUCCUACUGAUCUCUAUGCCAGGUUUAUGAGUGCUCUUUACAACUUGCUUGACGGUUCUUCUGAUAAUACAAAAUUUGAGGAUGACUGCCGGGCUAUUAUUGGAACCCAAUCAUAUGUUCUAUUCACAUUAGACAAGUUGAUAUAUAAACUUGUCAAACAGCUCCAAACAGUGGCAUCUGAUGAGAUGGACAACAAGCUACUUCAACUAUAUGCAUAUGAAAAAUCAAGAAAACCUGGACGAUUCAUUGAUGUAGUCUAUCAUGAAAAUGCCCGCGUUCUUCUUCAUGAUGAGAACAUAUAUCGAAUUGAAUGUUGUUCCACACCAACCCAUUUGUCUAUUCAGCUCAUGGACUUUGGACAUGAUAAGCCUGAAGUGACUGCUGUUUCCAUGGAUCCUAAUUUUGCAGCAUAUCUGCACAAUGAAUUCCUCUCCAUUGUUCCUGACAAAAAGGAAAAGUCUGGGAUUUUCCUGAAGAGGAAUAAACACAGAUGUGGAAGUCAUGAUGAAUCUCAGACUAUGGAAGGAUUUCAAGUGCUUAAUGGUCUAGAGUGCAAGAUUGCUUGCAAUUCAUCCAAAGUAUCCUACGUUUUAGAUACAGAAGAUUUUUUGUUCCGAACUAAGAGGAGAAAAAGAACUCCGCAACCAAACAGCUCAUGCCAUGACCAAACAAAGACUUCCAAAAAAGUAGAGCAGUUUCACAGAUGGUUAUCCAGCUCAUAAGAGGCCUUUCUGUGACCCUGAAAGUGGACAUGAGCAUAUUGAAAGAUGAUGGAGGCGCUAGAAAUGGAAGUUUGAUGGCGCCACAACUGAAAUUAUCUUCAAAAUGUGUCUCACCAAGAGAAUAAAGAAUCAAACAGAAAAUGGCUCCGCCAGAUUGUAGUAUAGUGUAAGUUCGUGGCUUUUUUCUGCCACAAUCUUGUAAAUAGAAAUGACAUGUGAUGUAAUACCCGAGAUAUAUGUUCAUUCCAUUCAUCAAUAUUUUUAUAAUAUUUUUCUCUCAGAUA
This is a messenger RNA of Ricinus communis (castor bean), 4978 nucleotides long. RefSeq names its product paired amphipathic helix protein Sin3-like 4. The coding region runs from base 324 to 4694 and encodes 1456 amino acids. Gene Ontology annotation, biological process: negative regulation of transcription by RNA polymerase II. Gene Ontology annotation, cellular component: histone deacetylase complex; chromatin. The transcript has 24 exons. Gene Ontology annotation, molecular function: transcription corepressor activity. NCBI's taxonomy places the organism in Eukaryota, Viridiplantae, Streptophyta, Magnoliopsida, Malpighiales, Euphorbiaceae. The record is from RefSeq and is a predicted model, not a curated record.